Molecule: messenger RNA, 1641 nt
Organism: Dunckerocampus dactyliophorus (ringed pipefish)
Lineage: Eukaryota; Metazoa; Chordata; Actinopteri; Syngnathiformes; Syngnathidae
Gene: snai1b
Product: snail family zinc finger 1b
Exons: 3
Coding region: 288-1088 (266 amino acids)
Biological process (GO): regulation of DNA-templated transcription
Molecular function (GO): RNA polymerase II cis-regulatory region sequence-specific DNA binding; DNA-binding transcription factor activity, RNA polymerase II-specific
Source: RefSeq, a predicted model, not a curated record
GCAUGAAUUAGAUUUGCGAUUCACACACUGGGCACCUGUGGUGAAUGUCGCUGUCGGCGCCCCAAAGACGCUGGGUGUGUCUCUGGGCGGGGAAGUGCCCACCCACCCCGCUGCUUCUCCUACUUGACAACUAUAUGAGGAGGCGACCGUGCAGUGAUUUCUUACCACACUUUUGAGCCUCGGUGCAUGCUGCGUUGCCUUUCCGUCUCAACAACAACAAGAAGAAAGAGAAGAGGCUUCUCGCACCAGAGCGUGUUCCACCGUGGGAAUUAUUCUUAGACUUCAAUAUGCCUCGGUCGUUCCUUGUUAAGAAGUAUUUUUCCAGCAAGAAGCCACCAUGCUACAGAGAUAGCCACCUCGAGAGCCAAACUGCUUUUGUUCCAGAAAGCUUCCCACGGGCUGAUCUUCCAACCCAGAACUCUGCCCUGACCUGCUAUCCCACAGACCCGUUCAGCAGCGUGGACACCCUGCCUGCACCCCUAUCCCCAGUCACCCCAGCCUCCCUCCCGCCGUCACCGCUCGGACCUCUGGACCUCAGCAGCUCUCCUUUCAGCAGUAGCGGGGAAGAAGAGGAAGACGGGAGCCGUUCUUCGGACCCGUCCAGCCCAGACGUCAUCCAGCCCAUGUAUCACUGCAUUUACUGCAGGAAGAGCUACAGCAGCCUCUCCGCACUGUCCCACCACCAGACGUCCCACCACCAGCUCCCGGUGCGCUCUCCUUCACCGCCCACUGAGGCGUCGGCGUCACGGCCAGCCUUCCAUUGCAAACAUUGCCCCAAGGAGUACACCAGCCUGGGUGCCCUGAAGAUGCACAUCCGCUCCCACACGUUGCCAUGUGUGUGUCCCACUUGCGGCAAGGCCUUCUCCAGACCGUGGCUGCUGAGGGGACACAUUCGCACACACACAGGUGAACGUCCAUUUGCGUGUCAACACUGUAACCGGGCCUUUGCCGACCGCUCCAACCUCCGUGCACACCUGCAGACGCACUCCGAAGUGAAGAAGUACCAGUGUGGCUCCUGCUCGCGGACCUUCAGUCGCAUGUCUCUGCUGCACAAACACAAUGCCUCUGGAUGUAGCCCUGCUACGUAGCUCUCAUUCCCACCUUGAGGACUUUGCCUUGAGUGCCUUUUUUUAAUUGCAGGACUGUCUGUAUUUCCUUUUAAAUUAAUGGCUGCAGCAGCCUGUGUGUGUGUUUGUGUGUGUGUGUGAGGAUGUGUGACAUGAGAGCAGCUGGACAUGCAGUUAAAUCCCAGGAAACUCCCAUUGGUGCCGGCCGGUCCGGGACUCUGGCCAUGUUGCAGCUGCUUGGGUGUGUUUUUUUGUGCGUAUGUGGGGAUGCCAUUCCUUAUUGUGCAUACAUGAUGUGUGUGUGUGUGUGUGUGUGUUGAGACAGCUGCCCGUGAAGGUGGGUGACAGGUGACCCUCCGCUCACCCAUCCUGGAGCUCCGCAGGGUGUCAUCACAUAUGAACGGACCACUUAAGCUUGACCAAAUGACCCAGUUUGCUUUCACCACUAUUUCUCUGGUGUCUUAAUGGUAUGUGUGUUUUUUUUUGUUGUUGUUUUUAAAGGUUUUGACCAUUUUGUUCAUCACAUGCCUCGUUUGUCCAUUGUUAACCUUGCCACAUGUAAAUAAAAGCUUUG